UGAAAACAAAAUUCCUCCAAAUUUUGUUCUUUAAGGGAUUGAUGGUGAAUACGGGCAGUGAUUAUGUUUCAUGUAUUGUGUAAUAUUAAAACGAAUACUGUACUCAAACUACGUGUUAUUUCACUUUAAGUAAUGUUUAAAAAUUAAAAAAAUAUGAAAUAGGUAACUGUAAAAUAAAUUUUAGAAAUAAACUGUGUAUCUCGCAAUGGGAUUUAUUUAAUGCAUCAAUGUAUUCCUGCAUAAUUUUAAUUCCUGAAAAUCUAAAUGAUCAGAUGUCUACAAUGUGGUAACAGAUGACAGAUAGUUGUUUGUCUUAAAAGUCAGAAUAAGGCUUUUCUUGACACCUACCGUCUUAAACCACGAACAUAACUUACUUGUUUUUAUAUUUUAGUGGCAAGCCGAUGGACAAGUCAAAUCUUUCGGAACAUGAACUUCGCGUUGAGUUUCAAGGAAUUCGACGGAGUGUCAAAUCAAGCAGAGGACAGACUAUCUAGUUCGGACAUAUCACAAUCAGUAUCUAGUGAUUCAGAUUCAGAACAAGAAACGAACAUGCUUGAAACUCGCUCUACAUCUUGUAAGAAAAAAACUACAUCGCAAGCUACCAUGUCAAAUGAUCGAGACUUAGAAGCAGACAAUCCAGUAGAUGAAUUGACAGGUGACAAAACCACAAGCAAAAUUAGACGUAAUCGCAAGGCAAACCCCGAUAGUUGGAAGUGUGUACAAGCAAAAAUUUUAAGGAAUCAUGGUAAAGCGUAUUUAAAUAUGAAGAACAAACUAGUUCCUGCAAGAAAAUUGAAAACGCCAUGUGGAGAUCAGUGCAAAUUAAAAUGUAAAGAAAAAAUUACAGAAUUACAAAGACAGAUUAUAUUUCAAGACUACUGGGAUUUUGGUGACUUGGAACGGCAGCGGGAAUAUAUUAAACGACAUAUUUCCGAAAUUAAGCCAAGAUACUCGUACAAGGUACACAACAGUAAUCGGGGAAAUAAUUUUGCAUGUUAUUUUUCAGUGGGAAAUAAAAAAAUUAGAGUCUGCAAGACUUUCUUCAAAGCCACUCUUGAUAUCAGUGACAGAACUAUCAGGACUGUAAUCCAAAAAACCACAGACACGGGAAAUUUAGAAGAUCGUCGAGGAAAACACAAGAACCACGCUUGUAAAUUUAAAUUGUCGCCAAUUUCUCAUAAAAGGUCGCACUCAAAAUGAGGGUGAUAGUGUUCACUCUAUUAUAGUCGUCAAUCCAAAAGAAGCGUUAAAUAUGGAGCGAUAUACACAUCAUAUUGAUAUACACAGACAACGGCGGCAGCAGAGCAGUAAAGAAAAACGUAGUUACAACAGAUAAUUUUCAAACUAUUUCGCGACAAAGUCGCGGGCACAGAAUCAGACAGUAUGUGUAUUAAAACAAACAUUACUUCAGACUACAUCUUAUUUAUCUUUAAGUCUAAAUAAUUUAAAUGUACCUAUAGGUAACUCAAAA
Molecule: messenger RNA, 1471 nt
Organism: Ostrinia furnacalis (Asian corn borer)
Lineage: Eukaryota; Metazoa; Arthropoda; Insecta; Lepidoptera; Crambidae
Exons: 2
Coding region: 427-1200 (257 amino acids)
Source: RefSeq, a predicted model, not a curated record